AUGAUUGCUCCUAACUCCAAUGUUACCCCGGUGUUCUAUUUUGACACUGACCUGCUUCUUGACGUUGGUGAAUCCGAGACCUGUCCUAUCAAAUUCUCUGACAAGUGCUCCGUUGUUGGAUUUGGUAUUGUCAUUGCUAAACGUGAAGUGUCUGAAGAGCUUGUAAACAGCACGAUUAAAAAUCUCAUUGUUACCCUCCAACAUUUGGAUUAUGAUCCUUUGACCAAGCAACAAAUCCAGUUCAAGGCCCAAUACAAAAUCAGCGGUUGCAAAAACUUGGCCAAUACCUUCGGCCUGUUCCAACUUGGACGCGAGGCGCUCCUCUCUGGAAACAUUUGUGGUUAUGACAAAGAGACUUUUAUGUGGAUGAUCAAUACCCUUGCGGUCUCAAUUGCGUCAGGUCAUCAAUCAACUGGCUUGAUCCAGAAUCUAGGGCCCGGUAAAACUCCCGCUGUUCGCCGCCGCCCUGGGUUGAUCUCAUUGGAAGAUUGGGGCAGUUCGAGUUUGAAACCAAUUCAGAUCAAUGAUGAAGCGGCGAUAGUUAGCCACGUUCCAUCCACUUCUGAAUCAGCUCCUGGCAACGGCGAAGCCAAUCACAAGAAUUAUUACAACACUAUUGCCAGCACAGGUUCCAAAAAAAGAACUAGGAAGGACAUUCUUGCUGAUGCUAAACGCGCCAAGAAGGACCUGUGCGCACCGGCAGACGCAAAGCCCUUGGCCUCCGGAAAUGUUCAAGGACCAAUCCCCUGA
Messenger RNA from Puccinia triticina, 750 nucleotides. RefSeq lists its product as uncharacterized. The coding region runs from base 1 to 750 and encodes 249 amino acids. The transcript has 4 exons. NCBI's taxonomy places the organism in Eukaryota, Fungi, Basidiomycota, Pucciniomycetes, Pucciniales, Pucciniaceae. The record is from RefSeq and is a predicted model, not a curated record.